UUCUCAUUUCCUUCUCGGGCGCCAUUUUGUAGCGCAGCGAACCAGCGAAUAAAGAGCGGGCGGGAAGCGGAAUGUGGCGGCGGCGGUGAUGGUGACCGUUUCAGGGCGGUGGUUCUAGUUUGAUUGAUGCGACAGGAGAGACCUUCCUUGGAAAUACCUGGAGUGCUCUGGACACGACGCCUUUGCGGCGCCGCCAUCAUCGGCGGGAGAGUUCACAAUGACUAAUGAAGAACCACUUCCAAAGAAGGCCCGUCUCAAUGAAACAGACUUCAAGGUUCUACCUAGAGAAGAAUUGAUCUUAAGAUGGAAGCAGUAUGAAGCAUACGUGCAAGCUCUUGAGGGCAAAUACACUGAUCUAAACUCCAAUGAUGUUACUGGAUUGAGAGAAUCCGAAGAAAAACUGAAGCAGCAACAACAAGAAUCUGCUCGAAGGGAAAAUAUCUUGGUGAUGCGACUAGCAACUAAAGAACAAGAAAUGCAAGAGUGUACUAAUCAGAUACAGUACCUCAAGCAAGUCCAGCAACCAAGUGUUGCUCAACUGAGAUCAACAAUGGUGGACCCAGCCAUCAACUUGUUUUUCCUAAAAAUGAAAGGUGAACUGGAACAGACUAAAGACAAACUGGAACAAGCCCAAAAUGAACUGAGUGCCUGGAAAUUUACACCUGAUAGCCAAACAGGCAAAAAGUUAAUGGCGAAGUGUCGAAUGCUUAUCCAGGAGAAUCAAGAGCUUGGAAGGCAACUGUCCCAAGGACGUAUUGCACAACUUGAGGCAGAGUUGGCUUUACAGAAGAAAUAUAGUGAGGAGCUUAAAAGCAGUCAGGAUGAACUGAAUGAUUUCAUCAUCCAGCUUGAUGAGGAAGUAGAAGGUAUGCAGAGUACCAUUCUAGUUCUACAGCAGCAGUUGAAAGAGACUCGCCAACAACUGGUUCAGUAUCAGCAGCAGCAGUUACAAGUUUCAACUCCAGGUACCAGCCGGACUCCAUCUUGUGAAAUUACAGAUCAGGGAGAAACCAUGAGCAAAGAUUGCAGCCGCCUGGCCAAUGGACCAAGUAAUGGCAGCUCUUCCCAUCAGAGGACAGCUGGGCCUGGUUUUUAUAGAGAAGGUAGUGGAACAGAGGAUGAUUUUCCACCCUCACCAAGCAAUGGUAAUAAGCUUUCCAACCACUCUGAAGAUAGAACUGGCAGAGGAUCUGGUAGUUAUAUAAAUCAACUCAGUACUGGGUACGAAAGUGUAGACUCUCCCACUGGUAGUGAAAAUUCUCUUACUCACCAUUCAAAUGAUACAGACUCUAAUCAUGAUCCACAAGAGGAGAAAACAGUCAGUGUGAAAGGUAACAGAACUUCGGGGUCUCGUCAUAUUCAGAAUGGUUUGGACUCCAACGUAAAUGUGCAGGGUUCGGUUUUGUAACCUUUUUCUGCAAAAAAAAAAUUUUUUUUAUAGUGUCACUUAAUUGGGAGGAGAAACUGUCCAGAACUGUUCAAAUUAGUGCAUAUAUGUCACAAUUCUGCCUUUGUGGUUUUCUGCUUCAAUACCUCUGCCACUUCUGAAAUUUUAACAAUUGAUUACGUUGAAUGUUGCUAAAAGGAUGUUUGUGUAAGCUCAAGGUAUAUUUUGAGUUAAUGUGAAGUUGAAAAUGGAAUUUUAUUUCCAGGUAUAACACAAUGAUGUCUGUACAAAUCUGUGUAUAUCUAGAACUUGUGCUGUGUAAGGGCAUUCUUUACUCAUACUGUUUAUAACACUCAAAACUUUGUCAUAAUAGUUGUGGGUUAAUGACUGCCAAGUUUGCCCAGUACAGUAGUUUUCUAAUUAAAAUAAACUUGGUGAGGGAGUCCUAUAGUAGUUUGUGUUCCACUUUUGCCACUAUGCAUCUGUGUGUUCUCUUUAGGUGACAGAAUGUUUAAGAAUUUUGUGUGCAUAGUUACUCAGUUUUAAGAACUGUUGUAUCCUGUUAAUGCAUAUUGCUCUGUGACUCCAAUAUUAUCUUACCUGUACUGACCAAACCCAAAUAAAA
This is a messenger RNA of Protobothrops mucrosquamatus (brown spotted pit viper), 2012 nucleotides long. It is a transcript of the gene WTAP, whose product is annotated as WT1 associated protein. The transcript is spliced from 8 exons. The record is from RefSeq and is a predicted model, not a curated record. Bases 218 to 1408 code for a protein of 396 amino acids. Lineage: Eukaryota; Metazoa; Chordata; Lepidosauria; Squamata; Viperidae. Gene Ontology annotation, biological process: regulation of alternative mRNA splicing, via spliceosome. Gene Ontology annotation, cellular component: nucleus.